This is a messenger RNA of Cotesia congregata, 972 nucleotides long. The record is from the annotation of a GenBank genome assembly. Lineage: Eukaryota; Metazoa; Arthropoda; Insecta; Hymenoptera; Braconidae.
AUGACCUAUUUGUGGCGUAACUGUUCUUUAAACGAAAAUAAAUACAUUUUAUCCGAAAAAUUGAAAACAUACGGAAAUACGAAACCUCAUCCUAGAUUUGUAAAAAACAGUGCAAACAAUUUGAAAUUAAAACGGUUCUUGGCGUCACAUAAGAUACUGGCUAAAUUGGUCCAAUGGAAUGACAUGCUGAAUUCUCUGAGCGACGAGUUUUGUGAACAAGAGACAUCCGGCUGUGAAUUAAAUGAAGUAAAAGCCAUUACAUCAACAGACAGCAUACGACAUACGGUACCAAAGCUACCUGCUGAUAGUGGUUCCAAGGCUAUAGCAACUCCUACACUGCCAAUGAACACAUGGCAGAAUGUUCCAGCAGAAAUGGCCCAGCCACCUUCCUCAUCAGGUGAUCAAAAAGCUGAAUGUCGUUCUAUGGCAACAAAUGCCUCGUCUAAACUGGGAACUGAAAAAACGAAAAUUGUAACUCCACAUAGCGGUAAAACUAAAGCAGAUACUCAUUCAAUUUCUGCUUCUAAUCUGAUCGCUGCUUCAUCAAAGAUUCGACCGGUUAAAACGAUAGAACAAUCUAAUUUUUCAAAUGACAGCCAUAAAUGUACACAAUUUUCAUCCGCGAUUAAAACUGAAGUCCAGCCUAUUGAGCCUUCUGCUGAAAUUAUGCUCGAGACAGCUAAUACUCCUACACUACCGCCGUCUGCUGAACCUACACCACCUUUAAUCAACUUACGGCCUGUUUCUCCUAUACCAUCUACUUCACGGUUACAUCAAGCAGGGACUAGUGAUCAGCAAACUACUCAUCAAGCUAAGAAGAAAAUGACGGUGCGUGAUUUGUAUCCAAUGGAAUGUGAUGAAAUUGAUUCCGAGCUAACGGACGUUAUUAACAAAACCCAAAAAUGCAGAAGCAUAAUGAGAAAAUUGUUUCAGAGAAAUGUCCCCUUCGCCUCGGCGAGCGAUGUUAUUUGA